UAGAAACCAAUAGUUCACUAACAUUUUUGUUUAAUACGUUUAUUGUGUCUUGACCUCAUACACUCUUUUUUUUUUUUUAAUGUCUUUAGCGAUGGACUGUGAUAUGGCACCUCUUCUGAAGUGUGCUGCCCCACGUAGUCGAGCAUUUUUCUCUGGUAUGAAGAAGCAAGCUGCCAUGCCAACACCACAGAUGAAGACCUGUAGUAUGCCACAGCAGCUGAGCUAUGAUUUGGAAAUGGACGAAGAGUGCUCAGUCAAACCUUCACCCAAGCAGCCACCCAGAGACCCUUUGCUGCAGUUGAUCUCCCUCCAGAAGGCGUCUGGCAGCUGGGAGCUGGAUUCAGCUCUGGCUGCUGCACUGGGAAAAACCAGCAAGGAGGUGGAAAAGGCAAAGCCUGCAUCGGUGAACCAGGAAGUGUGGGCCACCAUUCUGGCUCUGAUCUGGCUUCAUGGUUCCAAGAUGGAUGCUAAGGAUGAGUGGGAGCUUCUGGCCAUGAAGGCUGUGUCAUGGCUCCGUGCUCAGAAUGCACCAUAUGUGACAGAGUGUGUGGAAGCUGGAAAUACUCUGUUGGGUUUCAAGGUGAAGAAAGACGCCCUGGGACUCUGAAGUUUCACUGAAGGGGUUUCUCUUUAGGAUUGGUACCCUGAAGCAGAUUCACUUUAUCAACACUGCACCAUACCAUCUACCUAGUAACAAUUAAAUCCCAUUCUUUUCUGUUUUCAUUUGGCAUUUCUCCUUGUUGAUAUGUUUAUUGGUCUUUUGAAUCAGAACAAAUUUGGUUUUUCAUUGUAAAAGUAAAUAAAGUAAAUUUAAACUUGAAUGUAAAUUUGUGUCUGAAACAACUGAAAAUUAAAAUUGGAGCUUUGAACAAAA
Messenger RNA from Epinephelus moara (kelp grouper), 874 nucleotides. RefSeq names its product von Willebrand factor A domain-containing protein 5A-like. Lineage: Eukaryota; Metazoa; Chordata; Actinopteri; Perciformes; Serranidae. The record is from RefSeq and is a predicted model, not a curated record. Bases 80 to 607 code for a protein of 175 amino acids. The transcript is spliced from 6 exons.